Molecule: messenger RNA, 666 nt
Organism: Haemonchus placei
Lineage: Eukaryota; Metazoa; Nematoda; Chromadorea; Rhabditida; Trichostrongylidae
Source: the annotation of a GenBank genome assembly
GAAACUGCCGACUUCCUUAUUUCCGAUCGGCGCGAUCAAAUUGCAAAUGGUUUACUUUACUAUCUGCUCACCGAUGGGGUCAAUUUCAAUAAGUAUUUCCGUUGCUUAUCUGUCAUAGCCAAUGAUCAAUGGUACGCAACUCUCUGUAACGUCAAUAUGAUUCUGAUUGAACUCUGGCCCAAACUACACGAAUCAUGUCGUGAGCUGAUGUUUCAGUUUUUUCGAGAAGCCGUCAAGUUGAAUGUGCCGAAGGUUAGUACCGCUUUACUUUCGCAUAUUAUUGGAGAUUGCAGAUUAGCGGUAACAGCUUUAUUACUCUCGUCAAGGUUCGGCUUUUCUAUAAACUGCCUGGGUUUCCUUGGACAGGAUCUGUUGCUUGUGCUUAUGCGCCUAUCUAAAAUUCCAGCUAUUAAUGCUAUAUGGGUGGAUCUCAUAACAACACCAUCAAAAUUUGGCCUUAACGACGGUGAAGAGUUUCAUGAACUUUCAUCCAUGCACAUCUUUCAGUUCUUUCGUGGGCCUGAUGGGUUCAGUCUUCGAGCCGAGACUAUCCGCUAUGUGCUGUACUUCUUCAAAACUGAUAUGCCAUCCCACGUACUCGAAGCUCGAAGUCAUUUCCUCUACUAUCUGUUAACAAGUUUCCCUCCCAAUGUAAGUUCUGGCUAA